AUGGCUUCUCAGAAGGUAGUGAAUGCAAUGAGAAAUAGUUCAUUUGGAGGAGACCGAGUGGCAGUCUUGUUGAAAGAUGGCCGGAUUUGUAUCAAAGAUCGUCAAUCGAAGGGAAACACGGAAAUACUGCCUGCCUGUGGCGCUACUUCUCUCGCAUUGAAUGAUAAUGGAGAGGUACUGGCAAUUGGAACAGAAUCUGGGGCGAUUAUUGUGCAACAAAUGAACACUGGCAAGCAACAGAUCUUGUCAAACUUGGAUUCUAGCGUCACUGCAGUCGCUUUUAUUGCAAAUGUUCUUUACUCGGCACAAGAAGGGGUAAUCUACAAAUGGAAUGAGUUCAAAGAUGCGGAUUCAAUCUUCAAAGCCGAGAAUAAAAAGUCAGAAGUGACACAAAUCUUCUCCUUCGCCGAUGGUGUUGCCACCGCGAGUCGCAGACUAAAGGUCUUCAACAAACUCAACGAAGUAGAAUGCGAAUGGCCCGGCCAUCCAAAUUUGGUAGAAAGCGUUGCUGCCAAUAAUACGUACAUUGCAUCAUAUGGAAAGGACGAGAAAUCAGUGGCUAUUUGGACAGCUGGAAAGGAUCAGGCAGAAUGCCGACUACAGCUCACUCGACACGCUCGAUCAGUUUCCCUCAAAGACAAAUCCGUUCUAGUCGUGAACGAAUCGAGUGGAUCAGGCCAUCAGCUUGAAAUCUUCACAAUCGCUAAGAAGGGCAAGCCUAUCAAGGCCAAGAAGAGCUUGAAUAUCUCCGAUGAAUCGGGUGAAUCGAUAGAGAUCUUCGCCGCGCGAUUUGGGAAUGAAAAAGUCGACGUUGUUUACGGAGUCGAUAGUAAUCUCGUCUGGGAAGCGAUCGGGAUUGAGGGGCACGAGAAUCUUGAAAGAACAGUCUGCCUGACAAGCAAAAACAGAAAAGGCAGUAAAUCGGCGAAAAACGAUGUAUUGGAAGAAGUUAAACCAAGUAAACGAGCCACUGCAGAAAACACGACCAGAAGAAAGAGAGGCGAAUCCAUCAAUGAAACUGAUAUGUCAAUGGCUGAAAGAUUGGGAAUCUCAAAGAAGGAAGAUUUGUCGGCGCCCAAGGCAGGCUCUGUCACGAUGGUCCUCCAGCAAGCGCUGCACGCCAGGGAUGAUCAGCAACUUACCCAGCUCUUCCGAUACAAAGAUCCGAAAUUAAUCAGAGAAACAGUAAGAGGUGUUCCCGCACAGAUGGCACCAGUAUUGGUUGAAGAAGUCUCCAGACGGCUACAGACAGAUCCUGACAAAGCUUUAGCUAGUGCCCGGUGGCUCCGCGCUUCGCUAGAAUAUCACUCUGGUCCAUUGGCCGCCAUUUCGAAGGAUGUCUUAGAGAGCACGCGAAUUCCUCUCCAGAUCCGAUCGGAGACCUUCUGCCAGCUGACCAAACUCCAAGGAAAGCUCGAGCUCGCCAUUGCCAACGCCAACGUAUCCGACGACGAAGAAGAGCUCGACGGGCCCUUGCUCACCGAAAACGACCUGACAGACUUCGACGACGCGAGCCACUCCGAGUCCGACUGGGAGCCUGAAUUCAAACCAGAUGGCGGUGCUUCGGAGAGUGGUGCCGAAAGCGAAAUCGAAAGCAUGGACAGAAAUAACGAUGAAAACGACAGCCAAGACGAGGAACUGUGGGAUGAGCCCCACGCUGAUAUUGUCAUGGACGCGAUCGUAAAACGACAAGUCAUUUUUAAAAUAACGUGCAUGGAACGACCCUUCUUUAGCAUGAUGGUCACCUACUGCCAUACGUUCAACAUCAGCCUAGAUACAGUCGUUUUUAUUUAUCUAAAAGAUGAAAACUGGAUUCCAAUCAUGAGAGACGAUUCGCCCUCUAAUUUCGGAAUGGUCGUGAAUAGAAGCUAUCAAGUCAUCGUUGGAACAAUUCUGAGCAUUCCCGACCCCUGGCCAGAAAUUGAAGAAGUCAAAAGCAACUACACUGCCGGUUGCUGA
This is a messenger RNA of Oikopleura dioica, 1959 nucleotides long. NCBI's taxonomy places the organism in Eukaryota, Metazoa, Chordata, Appendicularia, Copelata, Oikopleuridae. The record is from the annotation of a GenBank genome assembly.